Pichia membranifaciens NRRL Y-2026 is the source of this 1973-nucleotide messenger RNA. RefSeq lists its product as hypothetical. The record is from RefSeq and is a predicted model, not a curated record. Gene Ontology annotation, cellular component: nucleus. Gene Ontology annotation, molecular function: ATP binding; RNA binding; RNA helicase activity. NCBI's taxonomy places the organism in Eukaryota, Fungi, Ascomycota, Pichiomycetes, Pichiales, Pichiaceae. The coding region runs from base 81 to 1922 and encodes 613 amino acids. The transcript has a single exon.
GUUCUUUUGAAUUGUUUUUCAAAUUACAACGGUUUUAGAUCCUAGAUCAUUAAACUAGAUACAUCAACACAUACAAGAGAAUGUCUUACGUUCCUCCACACAGAAAGGGCAUGGCCCCAGAAUCAUCCUUCUCGGAAGAAGGUUCCCAAGGUGGCUUCAGAAAUGAUAGUUAUGGCGGCAGAGGCGGCGGCUUCGGCAGAGGUAGCGGUGGCGGCGGCUUCGGUAACAGAAGUGGUGGAUACGGUGGUGGUUACAGCAGAGGCGGUGGUGGCGGCUACUCUAGAGAUGGCGGCUACUCCAGAGAUAGCGGUUACAGAAGAAAUCAACCAGGUGAAGGUAAGUGGGUCGAUGGCAAACACGUCCCAGCCGAAAGAGACACUGCUUUCGAAUCAACUUUGUACGGUGAAGUUGGUGACUUGAGCUACCAAUCCUCUGGUAUCAACUUCGACAACUACGAUGACAUUCCGGUUGAAGCUACCGGUGACAACAUCCCGGAACCUAUCACUGAAUUCACCUCUCCACCAAUCGAUUCUUUACUUUUAGAAAACAUCAAGUUGGCUAGAUUCACCAAGCCUACCCCAGUUCAAAAAUACUCUAUCCCUAUUGUUAGCUCUGGUAGAGAUUUGAUGGCAUGUGCCCAAACUGGUUCCGGUAAAACUGGUGGUUUCCUUUUCCCCGUUUUAUCUGAAUCUUUCAAGAACGGUCCUUCUGAGAUCCCAGAGGAGACCAACAGAUUUUCCAGAGGUAAGGCAUACCCAACUGCUUUAGUGUUGGCUCCAACUAGAGAAUUAGCCUCCCAGAUUUACGAAGAAUCAAAGAAAUUCAUUUACAGAUCUUGGGUUAAAGCUUGUGUUGCAUAUGGUGGUGCCGAUAUCGGAACCCAAAUCAGAAAUUUGCAAAGAGGUUGUGAUCUUUUGGUUGCAACUCCUGGUAGAUUGAACGAUUUACUCGAAAGAGGUAAGAUCUCCUUGAGAAACAUCAAGUACUUCGUUUUAGAUGAAGCUGAUAGAAUGUUGGAUAUGGGUUUCGAAAACCAAAUUAGAUACAUUGUCCAAGAAUGUGACAUGCCACCAGCUGAUCAGAGACAAUCGUUACUUUUCUCUGCUACUUUCCCAAAGGAGAUUCAACAUUUGGCAAGAGACUUUUUGAACGAUUACAUCUUCCUUUCCGUCGGUAAGGUCGGUUCCACUUCCGAAAAUAUCACCCAAAAGAUUGUUUAUGUGGACGAAGAAGACAAAGAACCAACCUUAUUGGACAUUUUAGCUUCCGAUGAAGAAACUGGUUUGACGUUGGUUUUCGUUGAAACAAAAAGAAUGGCUGAUAUUUUGAGUGAUUUCCUCUACAGCCACAACUUACCAGCAACUUCUAUUCAUGGUGACAGAACCCAAAGAGAAAGAGAGAAGGCAUUGGAAUUGUUCAAAACCGGUAGAGCUCCAAUUUUAGUUGCUACUGCAGUUGCUGCAAGAGGUUUGGAUAUUCCAAAUGUUACUCAUGUCAUCAACUAUGACUUACCAGGUGAUAUCGAUGACUAUGUCCACAGAAUCGGUAGAACUGGUAGAGCUGGUAACACCGGUUUAGCCACUGCUUUCUUCAACAGGGGUAACAAGAACAUCAGUAGAGACAUGAUUGACUUGUUGACCGAAGCUAACCAAGAAGUUCCUCAAUUUUUGCAAAGUGUUUCAAGAGAAGGUGGUAGAAGUAGUGGUGGUGGAAGAGGCGGUAGAUCAUCCGGUACCAGAGAUGUUAGAAGAUCUUACAAGGGUGGCAACUCCUACGGUGGCGGUUACGGCGGUUCAUCAUAUGGUGGCUCAUCCUUUGGUGGCUCAUCCUUUGGUGGUUCAUCCUUUGGUGGUUCCUCAACUGGUGGCUAUGGUAAUUCUGCGUCUCGUUCAUCCAACUCCUCAUCUUCUCAAUGGUGGUGAACGUAGUGAGUUACUUCUCACCAUGAUUUUUUUUUUCAUCCCCCUUUUCUU